GUAUGCGCUAAAGGCAUGCUUAUCUGGCUGCGUAUGACGUCAGUUCUAAAAAUACAACAGUUUCGACAUCAAGCGGAUGGCAUGCUCGCGCUAUACGCUGGAUGGAUAGCUUCACUCAACGGUUUAGCACAGCGUAGGGACAUUGCAUGACUCCGAAGAACAUGAGCGUGAAUCGGUGGAUCAAACGUUUCUGGCUGGAAGUGUGCGCGUUCGUGCUGUAAACUGUGAAUCGAUUUCGUUUUGAUUGUUUGGGAAAAUAGUACGCGACAAUGCUCGGUGGGAAAGUCGUCCACUAGUCUGGCGGGAGUGUGUAGAGCGAUUAGCUUUAGUGUAUGUGUGUGUGUGCGUAUUGUUUGUGUGCAACAACGAUUCACGUGUGUUCCUUUCCCACCGUUGCUCAUCCUUGAACUGCGGCGCGACAUCGUUGGAGCUUGCCCCGGAUCCCUGCCAUCGUCACCUCUACGGUCAGCACCCACAACAACGGAACAGCAUUUUGGUGUUGUUUGAUAUCGAUUUUUGCGCUUGUCCUGUGCUGGUUAACCUUCCACCACCUGGGCAAGGUUAAAAGGGUGAUGCACAGUUGCUUGAAAACAAUAUCCACGGUCAUGAUGCGCCCCAGCACGCUGGAUAUAAAAACAGCAUACCACGAUGGAUGCUACACGUUCAUGAGGGACACUUUCAGAUGCUGGAAGGCACGGAUGGAAUCGCCAGAAAGUUCGUACCUCACUGAACUGUUUGCCGAUCUGCAGCAGUCCUUGUCGAGGGAGCAAGUGCGGGAUAUUCUGUUCACGAUGAGGAAUGUCACACGAGCGCCUGCCAUGACAACGUGUCCAAACAACUUGAAAGCGGCCACCACAACACUAUCGCCAGCAUCACAACCGCAACCGCAUCAGCAGCAACAAAAUCACGCACCAUCCGUGCCCCAGGCGCUCAAACAGGAACGACCACAGCUUGGUGAACAGUUAACAUUCGGUGAAUUUACUGCGAUAGCAUCCUGUACGAAAUGUUUUGGCCGACAGUCAUCUUUUCAAUCAAUGCGGGUGCGCAACGGAGAGGAACUGGACAGCGUGUUGGCGAAUCCCGGCACGGCAACGGACACGGAACCAUCGGCUGGUCCGGAAGUAUUUCUCGGGGGUUCAUGCAAUCCGACUACCUGGCGAGCGGACGUUGCCAUUCCGGCGCUCGACAGGCUCGGCAUUUCGUUUUAUAAUCCACAAGUAUCCCACUGGACACCAGAUCUGAUCGAACUUGAACACCGCGCCAAGGAAAAGGCGAAGGUACUAUUUUUCGUGCUCGACUCCCAGACCCGCUCCACUGCUGGUGCCAUCGAGGUGGCACACAUCGCCGGGCAGAACUCGAAAUAUUUAUUGCUUGUGCUACUGCCGUACUCCAGCAGACAGAAAAUUCUCAAUGAAACCCUAUCGGAAGACGAGUAUAUGGAUCUCAUGAGUAAUCAGCUUAUACUAAGGCAACUUGUGCUGCGCCGUGGCCUGCCGGUGUUGGACAGUAUUCCCACGGCGUUGGAACAGAUCAAGGAAGUUUUGCUCGGCAACUGUUGCCCUCAACCACCAGUGAAUCUAGCAUCGCGAUUAAUCUCUCUGCGACGAACAUUCGAGCGAGUUGCAGUGGAUAUUACGGAAGCGGCCCGAAUUAACCUUAAACAAUGUCAGCAAGCACUGUGCAGUUUAGGUUAUCCCGAAAAUGUCAGCACCAUGGGCAACAUUCAAAACAUUCUGCUUUGUUACGAAGAAGUGACCGGGCUCGACGUGCAAACGGAGCUCAUUAGACGGGGCGAUGCCGAAAAUGUACUUAUCAGCUUCGAGGAGUUCUGCAUAAUUGACGCUUGCGUCUCGAUACUGAUGCUCGAUUUCUAUGAACACAACUGCACGUCACCAAUCAAGGGCACCAACCUUCAGCAACCUCCAGUGUAUCUAACGGAUCUGCAAGCAUGGAACCACACAAAUCCGGAACUAUCACCGUUCGAGAAUGGCUCCGCCAAAAGCCCUCGGACAUUUGUUUUGCCCAGAAAUGGUGAGGAAACAGUGGCUACACCCAAUGGAACAACCGAUCCCAGUGUGGCUGGACCACCUAGCAGUAGAAGUAGCAGUGGCAGUGAAAUCUGUCGUACCCUAUCCGUCGACGCUGAUCCGGGCGAGGGACCGAAACUGUCGCCCCUGUUUACCGGUGCACUCCCGGCAGCGAUCGACGAACCACGUGCAUUUACUUUUGAUGGCGAUCCCUUCGACGAUGACGAACCGUUACUGGGACGGAUUGAAGCUCGGGACGUCUAUCUCGGGGGAAGUUGUUGGAUGAAGACCAGCUGGCGGCAAAGAUGGGCCUUUCCAAUGCUGAAGCGCCACAAUCUCAGCUACUACGUGUCGGCCCUUCACGAAGGGUUUUGUUGCGGCCGAACGGAACCGGCCACCUGCGACAAGAGCGGCCAGCAGCAGUUUGAUCCGCAAAGUACACUGCGCUAUGAUGCCGCCAUGCUCGACGCUUGCCGUAUCGUCGUAUUUGCGAUUACAAAUGAAACACGAUCUUUAGCACCCAUGACAAUGGCCGCACACUACAUCGGUCUAGGUUACAACGUUGUGCUGUGCGUGCAAAUGCUUUCCUCGAACGACACUUCAACGAACGGCCACAAACCAAUACUAUCCUCCUCCGCUAUCAAAGACUAUAACCGCGGGCGGGCCUAUUUGAUUGAUCUGGCCAAACGGCACGGCAUUCCAGUGUACGAGGACAUGGAGGAAACGUUCGACAGUGUUAUCAACCGGUUAAGAAACUGUACUGUAAGAUACUCAACCUAGCAACAUCAAACCCGUACCCGUUUAUUGUGAUUUAGAGUUUAUUUUACUUUCCCCUUUUUUAACAAACCCAACAAAUGAAGCAAACUUUAAACUAAUUAUACACACACAGAACACACAGAGAGAAAAAAAGAACCCAACACGAACCGUUGAUGAGUAAAAAAAUAACAUAAUUUAA
Anopheles moucheti is the source of this 2982-nucleotide messenger RNA. RefSeq lists its product as uncharacterized. The transcript is spliced from 10 exons. The coding region runs from base 573 to 2807 and encodes 744 amino acids. NCBI's taxonomy places the organism in Eukaryota, Metazoa, Arthropoda, Insecta, Diptera, Culicidae. The record is from RefSeq and is a predicted model, not a curated record. Gene Ontology annotation, cellular component: plasma membrane.